Lymnaea stagnalis (great pond snail) is the source of this 4618-nucleotide messenger RNA. The record is from the annotation of a GenBank genome assembly. NCBI's taxonomy places the organism in Eukaryota, Metazoa, Mollusca, Gastropoda, Lymnaeidae.
AUGUGUUUCAAAAUUCGAGACGAUCCCUCCUUCUUGGAACUGGUUACUUCCAAUCAUCGAAGUAAGAAUACACCGUUAGCGUCCAUGUUAUUAAAAUUGUAUAAUGCUGCUACAUGUAUUCUGGCCGAUAGAUUGCUAAGCAUAAAAUGUUGUGGAGAGUUUUUUUUUAAUAAGAUUUCAAUUCGUCGUUUAGAUUAAGUAUGAAACGUUGAUACCUCAAUAUAUCACCGAGAGACGAUUUGGUGUUGCAAUACAUUUUAUUAACGUUUUACUCACAUACAAUUCACCAUGAAUCUAUAGUGCAUUACUAGUCAUUGGGAAAAUGAUAUUUCUAUCUAUUGUCGAAACUUUGGAUUAGGUAUCAAAGUGUGUAUAUUUCUUUCCACAAAAUCUGUUCUUUUUUUUUUUUUUGUAAAGUUGUUUUACAGACAAUACUUAUUUGGAAACCUUUAAUUUGUAAUACUGGUGGUUCAAGAUAUUUUUAUUUUAUUUAUCCGGGCAACAGAGGGUUUGAUGAAUUUCGUGAACUGGGUAUUCAAAAAUAACGUUAACUUUUUAUUUCUAUCUAUUGUCGAAACUUUGGAUUAGGUAUCAAAGUGUGUAUAUUUCUUUCCACAAAAUCUUUUCUUUUUUUUUUUUUUGUAAAGUUGUUUUACAGACAAUACUUAUUUGGAAACCUUUAAUUUGUAAUACUGGUGGUUCAAGAUAUUUUUAUUUUAUGCAUCCGGGCAACAGAGGGUUUGAUGAAUUUCGUGAACUGGGUAUUCAAAAAUAACGUUAACUUUUUAAAAAAAAAAGUAUGUAAAUGAAAUACAAAGUUUUCUCAUUAAUAAAUGUCCCCUUUACAAUAAUUCGAACAAAAUAUUUAGUACACGAUGGUUGUUAUAGUACUGCCCAGUGUCACCUAAUUUUUUUUUAUUUCGUGACCGGGAAGCCGUUGUUUCUCUUCUUUCUUUGACCCGGUAAUUUUGCUUUCGCGUGUACCGGUAUCGGGCUGCAACACGGCAAUUGGUUACACUGGUAUAGCCUACUUCUUGGUCUAAAUUUACUUCAUACUAUAUCUAAAGGGUUGACCAUUCCCCACACCCUAAUUUUUAUUGACGUCACCGAUUAAAUGUGUAGCACCAUUUCGUUUAUACUCACCCAUUCUGAUACGCUCUAUUUGCUCUAAAGAACACUAUGAAGUAACGCAAUUUGAGAAUCGUUAUUUUUGAGGGUUCUAUAUAAAAAUGUGUAUAUCCAUAUAUAUAUAAAAUCUGACAGCUUUCAGAGCCGAAGAGAGAUGUUUGCUAUUUUUACUAGACACUUAAGAGACGUAUUUUUUUUUUUAGAAGAUUAUUCUCUUUAUGUGUGUGUGUGUAAUUUUAUAUUUUUAUCUUUCCUUGUUUUUACCUUUUCAAUUACUUUAAGUUAUUAUAGUUUUUUUUUUUUAACUUUCUGUCUAUUUGAUUUUGUAUUUUUUUUAGAUUGUUACACACCGCUAUGGUUAUAAAGAUUAAUUCUGAAUUAAUAUUUGGCUCGUUUAAAUAAAAGAAAUGCUUAACAAAAAAACUAAUCUAAAAGUAUGCAAAGAAAAGCGACAGCAAAUCUAUAGAUAUUAUAAUUACAAAUACGAAGUCAAGUAUAGAAGCCAAAAGCGUAUCAACUUACGGCAAGUUAAAAAACACACAAAAAAGAUUCAAUCCUCAAAACAGAAAAACUAAAUCAUACGUACAACAAUUAAAAAAAAACCCGCCUAGUUAGUCUAUCUCAAAGUAAGUCUCGCCAAGUCUAAUACUCAGAAAGUCUAUCUGCUAAGAAAACUGGCAGGCUUGAAAUGUUAAUUAAUUCAGAACAUGUUGAUAGAGAAAAUCUAGAAACAGCGUCACCUAUUGGCUUUCUUGAGAACAAAUGGAACCCAUCCUAGAGUAAACCAACUUUUUCGUCAGCCACAACCUGGUCAGGCUAAAUAGUUGCACAUUGGCAUCGAUUUCAAGGCGAUUACAAACAGAAAAAUUGUAGAUGCUAAAAAUAACUCUGUGUAGUUUAAAAUAACCAAAGCUCUAAGCUCUACUAGGCUAUAUAUAUAUAUAUAUAUAUAUAUAUAUAUAUAUAUAUAUAUAUAUAUAUAUAUAUAUAUAUAUAUAUAUAUAUACAUUUAAAAGCAUAAUUAAAUUUAAUUAUUCAUUUUCACCAGCUUUGGCCAAGUUUGGCGUUGUUUUUCUUUGUGUUCUGGUUUUCAUUCCUUUUUUACGUAUUUUUAAUUUAACAAAUCAAAUUUCAAAGCAAAUUAAAUUUUCAAAACCAUAUAACAGUAUUGUAACGGAUCAUAAAUAUAAGUGUUUUGAUGUUACAGGUAGAGUUGUAAUUAUCGCUUACACUAUAACUAUACAUCCAUAUUUUCAUACGUCCAUGUUCAUCAAACACAAGUACCAGAGGACUCCUUGAAUCAGCACCACGACAUUUAUUGACUGAUGAACGAACACACAAUAAAACAAUAUCUGUGUAGAUCCGAGUAAAAUAUAAUUCUUCAUACAACUUCUUCUGUUUCACAAAUCAACCUUAAGAUGCUGAUUAAUAACUAAAUGAACAUUGCCAGCGCUAAUAAAAGAAAUACCAACUGUCACCGUCCGCUUUUUCUAUCCCAUAAUUCCCUAACUUGCUGUUAUUUCUACUUAACAAAACAAUACAUUAUUUUAAGAAACAAAAAUUGAAAACUAAAUAUUUAAACUGUGACAAGUGUUAUAAAACGGUUUAAAAAAAUUUGUUUUCAAAAUAUUUUUUUUUACCUGUUCUUGUUAAAGUUUCUUAUAGCUAAAUUGCUAUUCCCAGAACCCAUCAUUGUUUGGUGGGAUGGAAAGUCAAGUUUAACAACAAUGGACGAGGCAAAAUUAUGAAAAUAAUUCAAAUCCCUGAGAAUGCUUAGACUGUGUGUAGAUAUAUCAGACAUUGAGAUAGAUUAAUCAAUAUCUUAUAAAAUAUAAGCUUACAUUGUUAAAAAAAAGAUAUGUAAAAUUUAAUUUAAAAAAAACAAAAAUUUAUUCAUCAUCAAUUAUCCUUUUUCUCUUUGAUGCAGAAGAGAGGAUAUCGGACGAAUUCACACGAAUAUUCUUACUUGUGGGAAAAACCGGUAGCGGAAAGAGUGCAACAGGAAGCUCCAUCUUAGGAAGCUCUGCAUUUAAAUUUGGUGACGCUGGCACGUCUGUGACGUCAGAAAUGACAAUUAUAAGCGUUGUGAGACAAGGCUACACAUUAACAGUCGUAGACACACCUGGUAUUAUGGACACGAGUGUGGACUCAACGGAAGCAAAGUGGAAGUCGUGCCGAGAAAUGAUACACGCCAUGAGCAUUUGUCCUACGUCUGGGAAGCUGGCCAUUCCUCUUGUUCUUAAAUACGGCGAACGGUUCACCGAGGAGAACAGAGCCACGAUACGAAUUCUGAAGAACAUUUUCGGUGAGGAGAAUCUUUGGAAAUCUUGCGUCAUCAUAUUUACACAUAGUAACACAUUUGAUGUUUAAUCACAAUGGCAAAAAACGUUUUGAAGCCUGGUUAAAAGAACAGAGUGGGGAACUGGGUAAAAUAAUUAAAAAGUGUGGAUUUAAAUGUGUGCUGUUUAAUAACAAAACCAAAUGUCAUGUUAAACAGGAAGAGCAACUGAAACAGCUCAUGCAUUUAUGUUGACAGGCUGGACCAAGGCUAUACAAGAGCUAAAUUUGACGAGGCCAAGAAACAACAGAAGAGGUUUAGAGCUGGAAACAAUGUUACCAAAACUUAAGUUGGAAUACCAAGAGAGAGACAGACUUACUGAGGGAGAAGAUGCCCAGUAUGAUCAUGUCGUCAUCUUCACUUAAAGAAAUCAUGGGUUUAGAGGCUUCGGCUAGUCAACCUUUGGCCCGCGUGAAUAGCAUGGACGACAAGGAAAAGAUAUACUACGACAAUAACGAAAAACCGUUGCUGGAAGAAAUACGGUCUCAAGUCCAAUGUAUGAUAGAAACGAUAAAUUUAAAGAAAGUCAGAAUGCAGCUGAUGGAACGGGUGGAAUUACUGAAAUCUCGUGUUUAUGAUUUAAUUAAGAUUAUAAACGAAGCCAGACCCGAGGAUGAGAGAAUGUCCAGUGAGCUUACUGACAUUGAAGACAAGGCAAAAACGCUGUUUGAGGAUGUUAGUAAAGAGAACUUGGGUGACUCAAUAUUUGAAGAACUUGAACAAGACACGUUAUCAGCUGAACAAAAAAAAUUGACCAAUUGAAAACAGACGUCCGGUUGGCAGAGAAGACAAGAAAGUUAACUCGGGAAAUGGUUGCGCUUCAAGAUGAUGUCAACAUUCAGAAAAUUCCAACACUAGUUAGCACGUUCUCAACAUUCUCUACGAGAGCGGAUAAUAUCUUUUCAGAAAUUAACGAUGGUGGUUUACAAGAACUAAAAAAAGUGGAUCUUCUUGAACGAAUAACCCUUCUGAAGACAAAAAUUCACAAUUUAAAAAUUGAUAAUGACAUGCUCAUUGGUUGGACAUCCGUAGAAGCCAUCACAACAGUAGCCAGUCCCUUAGCACUAUUUAUUCCUAUCGCAGGGAUACCGAUUUCGAUAGGACUAGGCAUUUUUCCUGCAAUCGGUUUACAAAUUCAUACGAAGAUAGAGA